AUGAAUUUGAGUAACGAUACUGAUAUCAGUCGACCCAGUACAUCGGCAUCUACAAACCUGGGGAUCGUCAAUAGUGCUAGUCAAAACAAUGGUAAUAACAACAAUACUAUAAAGGCACCGUCUAAUGAUUUUGUGAGAAAAUUAUUUGGAAUUUUAGAGAGAUGUGAAUAUCCUGAUAUUGUUCGUUGGACGGAGAAAGGUGAAAGUUUUGUGGUACUGGAUACUGGGAAAUUUACCACUCAAAUCUUACCCAACCAUUUUAAGCAUUCGAAUUUUGCAUCGUUUGUUAGACAGUUGAACAAAUACGAUUUCCACAAAGUAAAAAAGAGUCCAGAGGAAAGACAAAAUUCUCAAUAUGGUGAGUUAUCAUGGGAAUUCAGACAUCCGUAUUUUACCAUCCAUAACGAAGAAGCUCUUGAUAAUAUCAAAAGGAAGACAACUGUACAAAAGAAGAUAAUGUUGGAUGAUUCAACGGUACUUCUAAAACCCAAUAGUGGAACACAGACUGGUACAGAGGAAAGGGCAGGAGCUAAUUUAAUCUUGGGGAAUGCGGUGACAAAGGAUAAGUUCAACCUUUUGAAGAGAAGGGUGGAUCGUUUACAAAAGGAUUUAGAUUCUGCUAAGGAGGAAAGUUACAAUGCAAAAUUAGAGUUUCAAAAAUUGAAUUCUAAAUAUAACACAGUGGUCGAAAGUCUUUUCACUUUCAAAACGGUUAACGAUAAUCUGAUGAACAAUUUUAACAUUCUUUGUUCAGUUCUAAACAAUCGUGGUAUUGAGCUGCCGCCCCAUAUCUAUCAAGAUCCACGUUUAAAGCAAAAUUCAGGAACCCAACAACAGGCACAGGCUGCCACUUCUGCUGCCACACAGGCGACAACUUCAGCUUCUAACUCCACAGCAGGUAUGAGCCCAAUGCAAAAUAAGCCAUUCGAUCCUCUAAAUAGUGCUGUAAAUGCAAUGGUUCCUGGUCCCGUACCGUUAUCAGCAUCUUUAUCAAACCAUAACGCUGUUAAUGCUGCCGCGGAGUUACAAUUACCAUUGCCUAAUAUGAAUCAUGGGCCUACAAUAACAACGGAUAAAGGUGACAAAUUGCCCGAAACUUACGACAGCUUUGUACUAAGGGAGGGAUUUCACGUAUUGUUAGUAGAAGACGAUGCUGUUUGCAUUCAACUGUGCUCCAAAUUUCUGAGAAAAUACGGUUGUACUGUGGAAGUGGUUACAGACGGGCUAGCAGCUAUUUCUACUUUGGAAAAAUUUCGUUAUGAUCUAGUCCUAAUGGAUAUUGUCAUGCCCAAUUUAGAUGGUGCAACGGCAACAUCAAUAGUUCGAAGCUUUGAUAUUCAUACACCGAUAAUCGCCAUGACGGGGAACAUCGAAGAUCAAGAUUUAAUAACUUAUUUACAGCAUGGGAUGAAUGACAUUUUAGCAAAACCAUUUACCAAGGAUGAUCUUCACUCUAUGUUAAUUCGUUAUUUGAGAGAUAGAGUACCUUUGAUCAAACAACAGGAGCAACGUGCUCAUGCAACAAAUGAACAUCAUCAUCAUCACGGUUCAACAGCAGAUAAUGGUACAGGUACUGGUACUGCAAAUGGUAAUAGUGGUGGUGGUGUUAAUCAUGGGAGUAAUAGCGGUGAUAAUAGUAAUGGCAACGGUCCUCAUAGUGUGGAUAGAAAUGGUUAUGCAUCUUCAGAAGCAGAUUCUCAACCGGAAUUACUUACUAGAUCACAAUCACAUUCACAAAUGCAAGGUUCCUUGGAUGAUACUACUACCAAUCCUCCCGGUGUUCCUCCUCAGUCACUGCCACCAACAUCCGGCCAAGCACACGGUCCAGGAAGAGGUGUGCCACUAUCAACAACCGCUUCAGGACAUUCAUCAUCUGCAGUAUCUGACCAUGACGUUAAAGGGUUAGUGGAUGAUGAGCCGUUAUUGAAGAAGCAACGAGUAUAA
Molecule: messenger RNA, 1944 nt
Organism: Zygosaccharomyces rouxii
Lineage: Eukaryota; Fungi; Ascomycota; Saccharomycetes; Saccharomycetales; Saccharomycetaceae
Gene: SKN7
Product: kinase-regulated stress-responsive transcription factor SKN7
Exons: 1
Coding region: 1-1944 (647 amino acids)
Biological process (GO): regulation of DNA-templated transcription; phosphorelay signal transduction system
Molecular function (GO): sequence-specific DNA binding; DNA-binding transcription factor activity; phosphorelay response regulator activity
Source: RefSeq, a predicted model, not a curated record